GUAUUCAGUCCACCCCUUCUCAGUCCUCUCACGAUGUGGCAUCAAACAUCCAAAGCCAGUGCCUUUCUUUGGCAACUUAUUCAUGUUUCAGCAGGGGCAAUUAAGAAAAACGGCAUGCAGACCUCAUGCUUGAACAGCACUGCAAGUAGCAACUGCGAUGGCCGGGAACUGAACCCAGGUCAACUGCUUGGAAGGCAGCUAUGCUCGCCACUAUACCACCAUUGCUGAGUAAUAUGCAACAUUUGUUCUAUUAAACUGGGAUUAAGCUCCUGUUUAAACGUUUUAUUUUCAGUUUUUAUAGGGUUGUCAGUUGACCAUUAUGUUUUAUAAAUUGAUCACUUAUAAAGUCAUGGCUGUGAUAAGCCGAUGUGCUGUUAACCUUCUCUGCGAUUUCAGUUAUACAAACAGUAAAUAAUGUGGAUAUUUUUAGUCUGUCUGAUGUUUUUUUUUCCACAUUCUUUUCAGGGUUUUUUCAAACCUAUGACUUAUCUAAUAAAAACACAUGGUAGAGUUUGUGGGUAUUAUCUGGGGCGCAGACCAAUUGUGAUAAUAGCGGAUCCUGAUAUGCUCAGACAGUUGAUGGUCAAGGACUUCAGUAGCUUCCCUAAUAGAAUGGCUUUUCGCUUUGCCACCAAGCCCAUGACUGACUGUCUACUCAUGCUGAGGAAUGAACAAUGGAAGCGAGUACGGAGCAUCUUGACCCCAUCCUUUAGUGCUGCCAAGCUGAAAGAAAUGGUUCCAUUCAUCAACAUAGCCAUCGAUGCCCUGAUGAAGAAUUUAAAUGGCCACGCUGAGUCAGCACAGGCCUUUGACAUCCACAAGUGCUUUGGCUACUUUACCAUGGAUGUUAUUGCCAGUGUGGCAUUUGCAACUCAGGUGGACUCACAGAACAACCCAGAUGACCCGUUUGUCCACCACGCUCAGAUGUUCUUCAAUUUUUCCUUCUUCAGGCCCAUUUUGUUGUUUUUCAUGGCUUUUCCUUUCCUUGCCGCUCCCAUGGCAAAAUUUAUCCCCAACGAAAGACGAGAUAAGAUGAAUAAUUUCUUCAUUAACAGCAUUCAGAAGAUCAUCAAACAGAGAGAGGCGCAGCCUCCUGAGGAGAGACGUAGAGACUUCCUUCAGCUGAUGUUAGAUGCUCGAACCACCAAAGAGAGUGUGUCAUUGGAGCACUUUGACACAUCAAAUGACCCCGAGGAGAUCGAACACAGGAACCAGGAGACCCAGCCUUCGGGCUCGGUUCAGGAAAAUGACCCUCCUCAUUCACAGGAGCCGUCUGUCAGGCGUCCACAGAAAAAGAUGAUGACUGAGGAUGAGAUUGUUGGUCAGGCUUUCGUCUUCCUCCUGGCAGGCUAUGAAACCAGUAGCAACACUCUGGCUUUCACCUGCUACCUCUUGGCCCUCCACCCUGAAUGUCAACUCAGAGUCCAGAAAGAGGUGGAUGAUUUCUACACUAGACAUGAAUCACCCGAUUACACAAAUGUCCAGGAGCUGAAGUAUUUGGACAUGGUUAUAUGUGAAGCAUUACGCCUCUACCCUCCUGGAUUCAGGUUUGCACGAGAAGUUGACCAUGACUGUGUAGUGAAUGGCCAGUUCCUUCCUAAAGGAAUAACAGUGGAGAUCCCUGCAGGCUUCCUCCAUUAUGACCCGGAACAUUGGCCAGAGCCUGAGAAGUUCAUCCCAGAGAGGUUUACACCAGAGGCCAAGGCCAGUCGACAUCCAUUCGUAUACCUACCGUUUGGGGCCGGCCCUCGUAACUGUGUGGGAAUGAGGCUCGCCCAGCUUGAAAUCAAAAUGGCUUUAGUGCGCCUGUUCCACAGCUUCAGCAUUGUGGCCUGCUCUGAGACCAAGGUUCCUCUGGAGUUGAAGUCAUCAAGCACUCUUGGACCUAAAAAUGGCAUUUUUGUGAAAAUCACAAGAAGGGACCAAAGAGAUGGUCCAUUCAGUUCUCCAUCAGAUGAUUAGACACUAACCUGAGGGUCAGGGUCUUAAUGUAUCAUACCUUUCCUUUGAUUUACAGCAAAAUAUUUCCAUAGUUACUGACAUUCUGCAUACCUCAAUGAUUCAGCCCACACAGUGAUGUGAAAAGUCGAUGAUAAUGAUAAUAUUGCCGCUGUAAUGAUAAAGACAGUGGCACAAAAGUGCUGUUGAUCCAAGUGCUCUUUACCGGUCUCUCUCUUUUGGAUACAGUUUAGGUCUUUUUGAACUCCCUGCUGAUGGGUGCACCAUGCAGGUUAUUCAUUUGUGAGUGUGCUACAACACAACUCUGAAUGGCACUUCUCACAGUCACAUAUUUCCACUUUAAGUGAGUCGAAUUUACAAAAGAAUAACAUAUUUUUGGCAAAAAAGUUGGUUUUUGUUACUGAUACACUGAAAUCUUUGAUGGAGCAUGCAGUGGUCGUAACUCUGUGCCACCAAAGCUGCUAUUUGAGGGUGAAGUAAGUGGUUUUAUAAUAGGAAAGAAAAUCUUUGUUGUUUUGUUCCUGAUGACCCUUGUCACUGUUACAUGUUACAAUAUUACAUGUCUCAGGAUGUGAAACACUCACUGCACUUUAAGUCUGUGGGACAAAACAUUAGAAUCCUUUAAUUACCUGUGUUGAUGAACUCGUUCAUUGUUGUUAUUGCACCUUUUUGGAACAUCACAGUUUCCUAUACUCAUAUCCAAUCUGUCAAUUUUGAUUUUUGGCCAUUACUUGAGAAACUGCAGUGCUGAAAUGUUAUUAGGCCUCAAUAUAAAUGAUCUAAAAGUGUUUUAUUGAUGAUUCAUUCAAAUCUUUCUAAGAAACAAAAGGAUCUGUUUAAUUGAUUUACAUAUAAAAUGGGUGAAAUGCAGCUUGUUGUUGAUGCACAUAUAUAAAUAAAGUGGUAACAUUGCUCCUUUUUUCAGUUUUGCAAUGUGUUUAUUUUGCAACAAAACAAACAAUCCAAUCUUAUCUUAACACCAGAUCAUCUGUUGUCCUUGCUAAGGCUUGCACUGAUGUACUUUGCUAAGCGUUUCUGCCUAAGGAUAUACUUCAAGCAUGAAAGCAGAAAUUUUGUGUGGAAAAGUUUCAAGUGCAAAAUAAGGAUUUUCUGAUACAUUUCAGGAAAAACCAUUAGAAUGAUUUCAAGUUAAGUCCCUUAUCAAGAUAAUAUUAUAAUACUGAAAAUACUGCAUACUGUAAUCUAAUAGUUUGCUAGUUUUAUAGUAACCUUUCUCACUCUCAACUUCUGAUACAUUAUGAUUAAAAGAUUUCGAAGAUUUGUAGAAAUCACCACAAUUUCACAAGGCCGAUGACUGCGACUUAUUGAACUGCAAUCAGAAAGUAUCAUGCAGGCAGCCUGGGCUUUUAAUAAUAUUUGCUGUAAAAUUCCUAAAUAAUUGUCAUCUUUUAGGAAUGAUUUGAAUUUUCUUAAGCCCAAAAUAGUUGAGGAGUUGCUGUAAUGCGAAGCGCACAUGUUAAAUAUAGCAGAGCUGAUUUUUCUCUCUGUGGUCAGACGACAGUGCUUUGUGUUUCUGAGACACACCAAAUAUUUAUAAACCUGCUCUUAUUUUCUUUCAGAAACUGGUUGAAUUUUGUCUCUAGCACAAACGGUAACAGAGUUGAAAAAACUUACAUGACACUGCAUUUAAAACGGACAUGAGAAAUCCCUGUCACUGUCACUGAGCAUGUCACAGGAAUAAGAAGGUACAUUUAAAAUUAAAGGCUAUUUAUACAUAUGAGCUCUGAAUAAUCAAAAUGUAAAAUGAAAACCUGUGGAGUGUUCAUUAGUUGCAUUUUUUAAACAUUUUGUCAUUAUCUGUGUUAACUAUUAAAUUAUUUUAAUCAUUUUUCUACAUUUGCAAAAUUCUAAACUUUCAAAUCCACCACGAAACUAAAGAACAUCUCAUCCACAGAGUUUCACUAGUCUG
Molecule: messenger RNA, 3889 nt
Organism: Oreochromis aureus
Lineage: Eukaryota; Metazoa; Chordata; Actinopteri; Cichliformes; Cichlidae
Product: thromboxane-A synthase-like
Exons: 12
Coding region: 415-1962 (515 amino acids)
Molecular function (GO): oxidoreductase activity, acting on paired donors, with incorporation or reduction of molecular oxygen; steroid hydroxylase activity; heme binding
Source: RefSeq, a predicted model, not a curated record